Messenger RNA from Melozone crissalis (California towhee), 1901 nucleotides. RefSeq names its product SS18L1 subunit of BAF chromatin remodeling complex (gene SS18L1). Gene Ontology annotation, cellular component: nucleus. Gene Ontology annotation, molecular function: transcription coactivator activity. The record is from RefSeq and is a predicted model, not a curated record. Gene Ontology annotation, biological process: positive regulation of dendrite morphogenesis; positive regulation of transcription by RNA polymerase II. NCBI's taxonomy places the organism in Eukaryota, Metazoa, Chordata, Aves, Passeriformes, Passerellidae. The transcript is spliced from 11 exons. Bases 124 to 1332 code for a protein of 402 amino acids.
AUCUGCGGGCGCCCCCCUGGCCGUGCACUGCGGAGAAUCCUCGCACGGCAAUAGCAGCCAGAUAAUAACAAUAUUAUUAGAGCCUGGAACCGAUAUAUUAUAGACACAUAAAAAUCCCCCACCAUGUCGGUUGCCUUUGCUUCUGCUCGCCCAAGAGGCAAAGGGGAGGUCACCCAGCAAACUAUCCAGAAGAUGCUAGAUGAAAAUCACCACCUAAUACAAUGUAUUAUGGAUUAUCAGAGCAAGGGGAAAACUGCAGAAUGUACUCAAUACCAACAAAUCUUGCACAGAAACCUGGUUUAUUUGGCAACAAUAGCAGACUCUAACCAGAAUAUGCAGUCCUUGCUUCCUGCUCCACCAACGCAGAACAUCAACUUGGGCCCGGGAGGGAUGAGUCAGAGCGCGUCCAACCAAUCCCUCCACUCGCAGAGCAACCUCAGCGACGCCAUCGGCAGCGGCCUCCCGCCCUCCUCCCUCAUGCAGAGCCAGAUCAGCAAUGGUCCUAACCACGUGUCUAUGCAGCAGUCAGGCCAGAACACCAUGCCCACGACCUCUCUGAGCAUGACAGUGAGCAGCCACGGGACUGGCCCUGGCUACAGCCACACAGUGCCUGCGUCUCAGAACGUGCCCAUGCAGGGCCAGGGCUCCAUCGGCAAUUACGUCUCCCGGACAAACAUCAACAUGCAGUCCAACCCAGUCUCCAUGAUGCACCAGCAAGCAGCAACGUCACAUUACAACUCAGCACAAGGAGGGAGCCAGCACUACCAGGGACAAUCCUCCAUUGCCAUGAUGAGCCAGAGCAACCAAGGCAACAGCAUGAUGGGGCAGCGACCCAUGGGCCCUUACAGAGCUUCACAGCAAGGUUCCUCACAGCAGUACAUGGGUCAGGAGGAAUACUACAGUGAGCAGUACAGUCAUGGCCAAGGCUCAUCAGAACCUAUGAAUCAGCAAUACUAUCCAGAUGGGCAUGGUGAUUAUGCCUAUCAGCAGUCAUCCUACACUGAACAGAGCUACGACCGGUCGUUUGAUGACUCUACACAGCACUACUAUGAAGGAGGAAAUUCUCAGUACAGCCAGCAGCAGGCAGGAUACCAACAGGGAGCUGCACAACAGCAAACAUAUUCCCAGCAGCAAUACCCAAAUCAACAGAGUUACCCAGGACAGCAGCAAGGAUAUGGUCCUGCACAAGGAGCCUCUUCACAGUAUUCCAGCUACCAACAGGGACAGGGGCAGCAAUAUGGAAGUUACAGAGCUUCCCAAACAGGCCCAUCCGCUCAGCAACAGAGGCCUUAUGGCUAUGAGCAGGGACAAUAUGGAAAUUACCAGCAAUAAAAGAACACAGUACUGUGUCAGAUUCCUUUCAAUAGUAUCUCAAUCUUUUGAACUGGAUGUACAGGCAGUUUUGAUUAAUUGUAAUAUGUUGGUUACCCCUUAGCACAAAGCAGCGUCUGUAUGUGAACAGUGUUCAUUUCAUGCUGGAUAUGAAGCAGUGCACUACUGGUAACAAGACAAUGCUUUAAUGGUUUGAUAUUUGGUGCUGUGUAUAGUACUGUAUGUUGAUACAACACAGAAGUUUUCCAUUUUACCCUCUCUUGUCCCAUUCUUGAUGUUUCUGAAUAGCUUUAGGAUCAUUAGAUCACAGUUGUGCCCCAUUCUGGAAAACAGCCAGGUUGUUCUGCACUCUGGCCCAAUGCAAAGCCUAUCAGUCACAUCUCAGUCCAGGGAAGUUCCCUGUGGUAAGUUGUUGAUCUUUUUUUAACUGGAUGCAUUGAAGAUUACCUGCCAGCCUCCAAAAUCCAUGGCUCUUCAGUUUACUUCUACAGAACAAGGGGAUGGAUACAUUCCUUAUAAAAUGUCAGUUCUAUGCUGUAUGACAAAAAAUAACUGCAACUUCUAUAAUA